This is a messenger RNA of Dermacentor silvarum, 4516 nucleotides long. RefSeq lists its product as uncharacterized. The transcript is spliced from 3 exons. Lineage: Eukaryota; Metazoa; Arthropoda; Arachnida; Ixodida; Ixodidae. Bases 179 to 712 code for a protein of 177 amino acids. The record is from RefSeq and is a predicted model, not a curated record.
ACUGGCGCACAUGCGCACCUGGGUUCCUUGGAGGCGCAUCGACAUCUAAAUCUCUCCGUGAACUUCCUGGCUAUGCUCUUCAUAAAAUUAAUUAGAAGUCCUCGUCAAAUUAUGAAACCUUAUCGGUAGUUGAGCAUGCAUUACUUCAUUUAAUCCUCGCUUUAACGGCACGGUAAACAUGAGCACCGAGGCUGGCCAGCAGAUUCCGGGCCGCAGGGCCCUGAUGCCCGGUUGGAUGAAAAGCCACAUGGACAGACUCAACACGGUGGCUAAUCUGGACGACAUGUGCAGCUCUCCUCCUGAGACCGAGUCGGGCUUUCUUCGUGACAUGCCACUUUCCCGCUUAACUACUCUGCCCGCUUCACAGACUCCAGCUGGGGCACCAACCAUCCGGGUGAGUGGCGUUAGCAAGUGUGAGCUGCCUCGACUUGCCUCGGAGGAUGCCUUGCGGCACCAAGUGCUGAGCCAUCAUGGACCAAGCCUACAGAGCCUGGGGCGCGACAGCGGUUCGGGCAGUGAAUCUGCCCACACAACGCCCUCUGCCACGCCACAAAGCUCUCCGUCGCUGGUACGGCGCGUGGUGGCAGCAGACUUGACGGCAGUUGGUGUUCCCAUGGUGGAUGGUAGUCGGCUGAAGCCCAAGAAAAAGCCGCCAGCGCGCUUUGCUGUCACCAACUUCGAUCUUAACGCGGUUAGCCCUAACUCGUGGUGAGGGUGUGCAGUUGCCAGAGUAUGAAUCCAGCCAGGAUGGUACAAGAAUGAAAAGGAUCAGCAGGUGCAGCUUGAAUGGUUAGGACCAACUUGACCAGAGCACAUUUGUGCGCUGCUUUAGUUUUCUUUAGCAUGACAAAAUGUUGUUUUAAUCAUUUGCUCUAAGUUGGCAAGUCUCUAACAACCCACAUUGGACUUUGUACCAGAUACCUUUACUGUCCAUUUGAAUAGCAUAUAAUAGGCUACCUUUCAGUUUCCACCGGAAUUGAUGUGAUCAGUUUUCUGCCUUGUGUCUCCACUCUUGACGUCUGGCCUUGUGUCCAGUACAUUAUGGCUAGGUUUUAUUUUCUUUUCAUUCAUGUACCAUUACCUGUUGCCUGGAGGAUGUGGCCUGCCUCGGUCAAAGCAGUGGGUGGCAGCACUGAACUGUCCCUUGUUGGAUAUCCCCUGCUCGUGUUUUUUUUUUUUUUUUUUUUCGUGCAUCUACUUGCCUCUGCUUUUGUGCUUUCAAACUCACUCUGGUGCCUACUAUAGCAACUGUUCACUUGUUUUGCCUGCUGGCCCUAGCAUCUUACAAGUUAUGUUAUCCGUUCUGCUUCUCUUUUGUAGACAAUGCUGCUUUCCAGAAAUUGCUGCAUUUCUUUUUUUUUUUUUUUUCUUGUGUGUGUGAAUAAACGGUUCACUCGCUCACUCCAUAUCGUGGCUUUAUUUAGUUGCAGCCAUGCAGUCGAAUGUUCAGUUAUUGCAUGUUGGUUCUUCUAUUCACUAUCUGCAUUUUCGUGUCGAAUACUAUACUCCAUUUCGAUGAGGUGCAAUGCUGUGAAAGUUAUGCAAGUAUGGUCACCAAAAUUUAUUGCUCUGCGUGUUCCGUCUAUGCUUCGCUGUACGCCAGCGGCGUUUGCUCGUGCAAGCAUGCACAUGAGGCUGCUGCGACUGUGCUGAAAAUAAAAAAAAGCAAUGAAAAGCAAAUUGAAGUAAAACAAUGUGUUAGCUGUUAGUACAUGGUUUGUUUGUUUCUAAGGGUAAAUUCUUUUUUCCUUUUUUCAUUCAGAACUGAGCUUAUAUGAAAAAACAUUUUCACAAAAAUUGGGUCAGAAAACACUGACCUAUUUCUCAGUGCAAACGCAGCCACCACAAAAAAAGUAUCCCUAGCCUCCACAGUGUUGCACCUGAUGUAUGAAACGGAGUAUAGUUCAUUGUGCAUGAAUGCCAUUUAGAUUUUUCUUUCGUGCUUUCAAGGCUGACUUGUCAGAUCCAUACAUUUUCAAUUAUGUUCACAAAUGUGUCUGCUUGUUAUAAGCUUUUUAGCCUAUAGGUGCACAUUUUCUUGAUUCAGCCAUGUAGCUGGUUUUGUGAUGUAAAAAGGAAAGAGAGAGGAUGCAGUACUGUGAAGUGACUGUCAAGUUCUCCUGCCUUCUUUUUUUACUCUCAAGCUCAACAGGGAUGCAUUUCUUUCCCACAGGUUUGUGCAAAGUUAUUAAAGGCAAUGCACAUGCUGGAGAGUUGGGAAAGCGCUUUAUAGUCUGCUCCAUAAUGUGGAGCUUGUUCUUUAAUGAAGCAACAGCCCUGUAUGUGGAAGCAUGUUGCUCUAUGCUUAGCGAUUCCACAAAGAGGGGCUUUUGCAUUUUUAAGAGCAUAAUUGAAAUUUCCUGUCUCCCUCAAGGCAUCUGCACAAAACUGUGUGAGCAAUCCCUGCUUAUGUCUAUGCCACACUGAAGAGGGUAGUGUCGUCUAGGACCUUUUUCUAUAUCUAAAGUUGCUGUUAUAUGCGCAUUCUUCAUAGCAUUAAAUAUUGAAAUUAUAGCUGCUGUGAAUGCAGUUAGUAUGCAAAUUGCAAUACAGCUUAGACCACUUAAUUUAACCGUAGAAAGUGCAGAACUGGCUAUAAUGCCACCUUUCGUACCUCCUGUUUACCCCCCCCCCCCCCCUCCUCCAUAGAACCUAAUUUGUAUGCAUACUGCUUACAGUGCAGCCGUGCGAGACAUAUUACCGGUUAUAAUGCGGCUUCCACAGGAAAGUCCCCCAGACAAGUGCGAUAGCGAGCACGAUUGUCAGCGUGGUGUGCCGCCUGAUGGUAGGGGAGAGCAAAGAGGGCAAUGUGGAGGAGGGGACUCGGAGCUAACGAACAAGCAUGAAAAAAAAAUGCGGCUUGCGCGGCUGUUGCCUAGGCGAGACUGCUUGGGCGCUUAUCAGAGGCGCGCUCCUCACUGAACCAAUUUCUUUAUGCUGAAGUGUUGACUGAACGCAAUGUGGCUUCAGUAUCAUUGUGCCCGUCGUCGGCGUAAAUAGCCGAUAUCGCGUUCGCGACCUUUACUGCUGUCAGCUUAAGCGGUAUUCUGCAAAUUUAGUUUGGAGCUUUUAUGAGGUUUUGUGUGCAAUUGGGAGCUUCCGUCGUUCCUAUCAGUAUGCACGCACAUACAAACUUGGUAGGCAUUUGCAGUAGUCGCUGUGGCAAACUUCGCUUCGCACGCGCGGCUGUCAGUUCGGCCCGUGCACGUGAUCGUGUGCCCAAUCUCUAUGUAAUCGUCUACGGGUACGAACAUAAGAGCGAGUGUUCCGCAGCGGCAUGCCCCCCCCCCCCCCCCCCCCGACACCUCCACCGGCUAGGCCUAACCAGCGCUUCUCGUCCAAAGUAGUUUAGUGCAGAAUCAAGAACAUGCGUCGCAGUGGUUGUAUGGCACUUGGAAAGCUAAAGAACCACCUCGAUAACAAAUGUGAGGGCAUGCGGGUGGCACGGGCAACACUCAAAUGGGGCCAACUUCGGUGGCAGUGCUGCGGGGAAUUUCGAAUAACCGAGCGGUCUGAAAAAUUAGCCGGCAACUUACUUUCCUUUGUGUCGUUCUUUUUAUUACUAUUAAUAUUGUUCUCUUCAUGCGAACUGCAGGUGCUUGGACGUUAACCUUUCAACUUUCGUAAAUUUAAAUGAAUGCAAAGAUCCCGGUUGCUUGCUUCGUCUGAAUGUUUUGCAUAUAUGCAGCUUUUGUACUCCAGUGACUUGGUCUAUGCUGUAUGAGAAAAAAAAGAUUUGCUGGUAGAAGUGCGAGAAGCACCGCUAAAAACUCUUAAUAGGCAAACUUUAUCUAAAAUUUUAGUUUCCUUCAAGAAAUGUGUGUUGUGUGCAGUCGUAAUUGCCAAGAUUGAGAGUGCGCAUUCGACGACUGAAUGGUUUAUGAGAAUGCACUGUCACAGGUGGCAUUAGGUUUUAAUGCCAUUAAGUAUGUCUGUGUGACACCUUGUGAAUGCUAUUACAUUAUAAGACAUUGAACAGUUAUUUCUUGUGCCACUCUGUCAUAGGUAUUAACAAUAAGUGAUGGUAGAUAAGUAGCUGUUUAGAAACUCUGUUCAAAUACUUGGUGGGCAAGUGCGUUCAUUCUGCUUGAACCUGUCAGCUCACAGAAAGGGCUCACCAAUGCAGCUACAAGCUUUCGUGCUGAAAGUUGGAACACUUUAGUUGGUAUGUCCAAAUGGGAUGCACAGGCUCAUCUAAAGUUAAAGCUGUAGCUUCAUGUUGCAGAACCAAAACAGUUUUGUAGGAGUGCUGCUUUGAAUAUGUCCAAAAUUUCCCAUUGGUGUAUGCCAAGCUUGACAGAACGGAUACUCUUCAUGGCAUAGUUUGGUACAAAAAGUACUAGAAAAAAAUGUAGCACUAGUGUUUGCAGGAGCUGCUUGUAUGGCCAGCAUGGAAAUGAUUGGAUCUACAUGGAGUUGCCUAACCUUUGUCCUUUUGGCUUCAAAUGUCUUUGACUUUACAAAAUGAUCAUAUUCAAGAAAAUAUUGUAUUGUAAAUGAAAGAAUUUGCAGUGAU